This is a messenger RNA of Prinia subflava (tawny-flanked prinia), 1474 nucleotides long. Its product is annotated as protein qua-1-like. The record is from RefSeq and is a predicted model, not a curated record. Lineage: Eukaryota; Metazoa; Chordata; Aves; Passeriformes; Cisticolidae. The transcript is spliced from 3 exons. The coding region runs from base 134 to 943 and encodes 269 amino acids.
CGGGAACGGGGAAAGGGAACCGGGAAGGGGAAAGGUAACGGGAACAGGAACGGAGAACGGGAAGUAGGAAGGGGAACCGGGAACAAGGAAAGGGAAAGGGGAACGGGGAAAGGGAACGGGGAACGGAACGGGAAUGGGAACCGGGAACGGGAACUGGGAACGGGGAAAGAGAACGGGGGCCGGGAACGGGGAAAGGGAACGGGAACCGGGAACUGGAACCGGGAACGGGAACGGGAAAAGGGGCAGCCCCGGGAGUGGAAAGCGUGCGCCGAAGGGAACUGGAGCCGGCAGGAAACGGGAAUCGGGAGGCAAACGGGAGCUCGGGACGGAACGGGAAAUAGCGGGAGCGGGGGGACACUCGGGAAUGUGGGAGGAAAGGGGAGCUGAGGAGGGGCCCGAGGAACGGGAGACGAACGGGACUGGGGGUGGAAGCGGGGAGCCCGGGAGAGCCUGGGGGAGCUGGGAACCGGGAACUGUGGGGCAAAGGGGAGCCGGGCACGGAACCGGGAUCCAUAGGGAACGUGAGCCAGGGGACGGGAAACCGGGAGCGGGGGAGGACAGCGGAGCCCCGAGCGGGGGAAGCAGGCCGGCACUGCCGACAGGAGACACUCACGGUGCCCGAGCCGGAGGCCACUGUCUUCCAAGGCACCUUGGAGCCAAAGAAGUGGAUCUGUGCACUAGUAGUUAUCACUUUUCACUUGACCUUCCAGUCAGCACAGCAGCUGGAGAGGACCUUGAAUACCUUUGGCUUAUGCUUUACAAUAAAGGUAACAGACGUGGCAGAGGCUUCACCAUCCCGGGGCACUUAAACUGUGGCAUUGCAUUCCUAGAGGAAAUUCUGAGUGACUGUAAGAGCUGUGGAACAGCAGGAGCUGCACAGGAGGCAGCUCCCCCGAGAAGCUGCCAAACCAGACUUUGUCAAAGCCCUCAGAGGGAGCACUGAAACGUUGGUUAGAUUCAUUAUUACUAAAGAAGUAAUAAUAGAAGUAAUAGAAGUAAUAAUAGAAGUAAUAGUGUCACAGGUGGCUGGUGACACUGCACUCCCACACACCCGGAGCAGACACAGGACUGGUGUGCCGCCGGGAGUUCAGCCGCUCAGCACCUCCCCAUCCUGCCAAUCCUUUUUCUUUCAAGUGGAAAGAAUGCCGUGAAACUCCUGGCAUGGAGCAUAAGGCUGGUGUCUUUACCACGAUAGGGAUUACCUGCAUAUCCAACCUGAGAAAAUAAACCAAAAUACUGCUGCUUCAAGUAGUGAAACUAUUUCUAGUACCUCACGCUUGAUCUUGCAGUCCUCAUUGAAGGGCCAGCCUGUAAUCAGAUCAGUCUCUUGUGCACGCUGCCCAUCCCCCGGCAGAGGCAGCUCAUCUGAAAUUGAGGUCCUUGCAACAGGAAUUCUGUUUCGAAACAUCCACACCAGUGGAAUCUGACAAGAUUACCUGAUGCAAUAAAGGAGCUCAAGAAAAAAAAAAAACAA